GUGAGUUCACAGUCAAUGAACGAGAAUACACUGCACAGAUCAAAGAACGCUCUCGAUUUGAAAGCUAGCCGCCAGCUUAACAGAAGGGACCGUCCUGGUGACGAGUACAUGUCUACCAAUGCUCUUUUGGAAGAUGGAGCCGAGCGUGUCGACGAAGAUGCCAAUUCGUCUGAGGACCAUCAUGAGGUAACUGUUGAUCUCAUUUCGAAGCUACAAGAGAGCAGCUACACAAUUGCGCAUAUCUUGGCGCUAGCUGCCAUGCUAGUCGUGAUUUGGUGGAUCAACACACUCGGAGGUUUGUCGUGGAAACGCGGUCAAGCCAAACUUGUGUUCAACUGGCAUCCUUUGCUCAUGGUAGCAUCUUUUUGUUUCAUGACGGUAGCUUCUCUGUCAUUUCGGUUUUCUUUUUUGCAACAAAGAUUAGACCGGGGUCGCCUGAAAGUAGUGCACGGAUCGGCAUGGUUGGUGGCGGCGCUGUGCGCCGUUGUUGCGCUGCUGGCCGUCUUUCGGUCGCACAACGAUGCCAAGAGUGGCUUUGUCGCAAACAUGUACAGUUUUCAUUCGUGGAUCGGAGCAGCCGUCAUUCUCUUGUAUGCGCUCCAAUUUUUUGUCGGUCUGUUUUCAUUCGCCUUUCCACCGCGUUUUGUCACUCCCGAAAUAAAGGCAACAGCUUUGCUCUUUCAUGUCUUUGCUGGUCCUUUGAUAUAUGUUCUGACAGCAACGACAAUUCUUUUGGGUAUUCAGGAAAAGGAAGGCUUUAUUGGCUGUGCAUAUAAAGUCGAGAGCGCCGACCUUUUCCCUUUCCUCAAUAUUGGAAAGAUUCCAUUGCCUUGUCUUGUUGGCCAUAUCCUCGGUUUCUUGGUGUUUUCAACAGCUAUCACUACCUCUUUUGCCCUCCACAAUUUUGGUAGCCGUUAUGAACAAAGACGAGUAAAUUAA
Molecule: messenger RNA, 939 nt
Organism: Phaeodactylum tricornutum CCAP 1055/1
Lineage: Eukaryota; Bacillariophyta; Bacillariophyceae; Surirellales; Neidiaceae
Product: cytochrome b-561-like protein
Exons: 1
Coding region: 16-939 (307 amino acids)
Molecular function (GO): oxidoreductase activity
Source: RefSeq, a predicted model, not a curated record